Messenger RNA from Prorocentrum cordatum, 607 nucleotides. NCBI's taxonomy places the organism in Eukaryota, Dinophyceae, Prorocentrales, Prorocentraceae. The record is from the annotation of a GenBank genome assembly.
AUGGCGCUCACCCACGCCGAGCCCCGCCUGGCGCCGCUCGACGACUUCCAGGCCGAGGGCGCGCUGCUGCGCACGCAGAAGCGCCGCCAGACCUACUCGGGGUAUACGCCCUUCCACCUCGGCCUGCUGAACGACGACCCCGAGCCCGAGCUGGAGGCGGAGCGCGGCAACGCGUCCGGCACCCCCUCGCCGAGGGCGGCGGGCGCGGCGUGCCCCGGGGCGGAGGCGGAGAGCCAGACCUCUGCGCCCGGCAGCCAGGACUCGGAGGCCUCGAGCAGCCCGAGGGAGAGCACGGUGGAGCUGUACCCAGACACCGACAGCGAGUUCGGCGACUACAGCGCUUUCCGCGCCACCUGGCGGAAGACCGAGGAAGGCGGCGCGGCCCAUGCGCCCGACGAGUCCCGUGAGCCGCAGCAGUCGGCCCGCGCGGAGCAGCCGGCUCGCGUGCAGACUCGCAGGUGCCGUGGUCGCAAGGCACGCGUGACCCAAGCCAUGAUGUCCAAGGUGACCCCAGGCAAGGACGACGAGACUAUCACCACGGUGAUGCUGCGCAAUGUGCCAUCUCAUUGCAAGACGGACAUGCUGAUUCACGCGCUGGAUACGACUG